AUGAGGACGCCGUUGAUUUCCGUUCUGCCGGCCCUGCCUCGAGUUCAUAAUGCCUGGGAGACACUUCGAGGAGUGAAGCCGGCCAUUCUUAACGUCGAUCGGCCCACCGGAAUCGUUGGAUACACCCUACAUUACGGUCGCGAGGCCUUUCGGUUACUGUUUUUGAAUGGGCCCACCCCUGAUAAAGCCGAGAGGAAGCUCAGUCCCACGGUCGCCCUGGCUGUUGAAGAGCUCAAGGCAGCAGCAGAUGAAGAUGGUGAUCCAGACGCGAUGUUCCUCCUCGCGGAGAUGAACUUCUACGGCAACUUCACGCACCCGCGCAAUUUCAGCGCCGCAUUCCAGUGGUACAAUGACCUGGCCUGGUUGACGGGGAACAGCACUGCACAGUCCAUGGUCGGAUUCAUGUACGCGACGGGUAUUGGUGACGCUGUCGAACGCGAUCAGGCGAAGGCGUUAAUGUACCACGAAUUCGCCGCGGAAGGAGGAAACACACGAUCGGAGAUGACGCUGGCAUAUCGGUACCAUACUGGAAUCGGGACCCCGAAGAACUGCGAACACGCGGUCUUUUACUACAAGAGGGUUGCCGACAAGGCUAUCGAGUACUAUCGGUCAGGCCCACCUGGUGGCCAUGCCAUGGUCAGGGAAUCCUACCGCUGGGCGGAUGAGGAGGGCGGUGUUUAUGGAGAAGGUGCUAGCGUGUCGAGCUCUGGGCAUAAUGCUCGUGAUCCUAGUCACUCUGCCACCGAGGCCAGCGUUGAGGAUGUUCUUGAGUACCUUGACCUCAUGUCUCGCAAAGGUGAACUCAAGGCCACGUUCACUCUAGGCAAGAUGAACUACGAAGGUGCGCACGGAUUGCCUCGCAGCUUUAAGAAAGCCAUGAAGUAUUUCAGAGCAGUGACUAAGCGUUACUGGAAUACGGACGGCUCUUUCGUUCCAAACCCCUCCCCGGGGCUUGACAAGUUGGCUGCUAAAGCGGCAGGACACAUUGGCCUGAUGUAUCUGCGCGGAGAAGGCGUUGAACAGAACCUGAACCUCGCCUUGACUUGGUUCCGGCGGGGUGUAAAGAAUGGGGAUGGUCUCUGCCAGCACGAGAUGGGACUGAUGUAUCUUCACGGCUAUGGAGUACCCCAGGAUGCGUACAAAGCGGCAUCAUAUUUCAAAUCUGCAGCAGACCAGGAUAUUCCAGCCGCGGAAACUCGAAUCGGUGCACUAUUUCUAGAUCAAGGAGACGUGGCCGCCGCAUCUAGAUACUUCGAGCUGGCCGCCCGGUGGGGAUGGAUGGAGGCGUACUACUACCUCGCGGAGAUGGCCAACUUUGGCGUGGGCAGACAACCACACUGUGGUGUUGCUGCGGCAUAUUACAAGAUGGUUGCCGAGAAGGCGGAAGUGAUUCAUUCAGCCUUCGCCGAGUCGAACGACGCUUACGAACGUGGCGACAAGGAGAGUGCUCUCAUUCCAGCCAUGAUGGCUGCGGAGCAAGGAUAUGAGCAUGCGCAAGCCAACGUGGCUUACCUUCUUGACGAACAACGCUCAUUAUUCUCGUUGAGCCGGAUAUUGCCAUGGGCUCAGAAGGCUCGGACGAAGCUGCUACGCAAUACGGCGUUGGCCCUGAUCUACUGGACUAGGUCAGCCAAGCAGUCCAAUAUUGACUCCUUGAUUAAGAUGGGCGACUACUACUUGCGAGGAACCGGCGCACUGGUUGAUGCCGAGAAGGCCUCGACGUGCUAUCACAAUGCGGCUGAGGCUCACCACAGCGCACAGGCGUACUGGAACCUAGGCUGGAUGCAUGAGAAUGGCGUUGCCGUGGCGCAGGAUUUCCACAUGGCCAAGAGAUACUAUGACCUUGCUUUGGCGACAAAUCGUGAGGCGUACUUGCCCGUGAAGCUCAGCCUUCUAAAGCUUCGGGCGCGAGGAUACUGGAACCGCAUCACCAACGGAGAUAUCAAUCCCAUCCGCGAUGAAGAUACGAGACCUCGCCGCACCUUCAAAGAAUGGAUUACGGCUUUUAUCGAGAAUGACGCAGCCGACUAUUACAACGAGCUCUACGAAGCUCGCGAAGACGACGAAGACUUCAUGGGCUCGGUCCAGUCAGACCAAGGUGACGGAUAUUAUGACGAUUUGGAUCUGGACAUCGACGAUAGCGUCCUUGAGGGCCUGCUCAUUGUCGGCUUAGCCGCGACCCUUCUCGUGCUGGUGUACAUCCGCCAGCAGCAGCAGCGGAAUCGCCAGAAUGCGAACGCAGCCAACCAGGGUGGUAAUGCCAAUGCCAACGCAAACGCCAAUGGCAAUGCGAACAACAACGACCGUGGCUUCUUCCCACAGCCCGGUGACCCGGAAUUCGGGCAGUGGGUGGCAGGUGGAGUGGGCCAUUGA
This is a messenger RNA of Penicillium cataractarum, 2373 nucleotides long. RefSeq names its product ubiquitin ligase complex subunit HRD3. Gene Ontology annotation, cellular component: endoplasmic reticulum membrane. The coding region runs from base 1 to 2373 and encodes 790 amino acids. The record is from RefSeq and is a predicted model, not a curated record. NCBI's taxonomy places the organism in Eukaryota, Fungi, Ascomycota, Eurotiomycetes, Eurotiales, Aspergillaceae. Gene Ontology annotation, molecular function: protein binding. The transcript has 3 exons. Gene Ontology annotation, biological process: ERAD pathway.